Molecule: messenger RNA, 2360 nt
Organism: Scleropages formosus (Asian bonytongue)
Lineage: Eukaryota; Metazoa; Chordata; Actinopteri; Osteoglossiformes; Osteoglossidae
Gene: rbfox1
Product: RNA binding fox-1 homolog 1
Exons: 12
Coding region: 336-1436 (366 amino acids)
Biological process (GO): nervous system development; regulation of alternative mRNA splicing, via spliceosome
Cellular component (GO): cytoplasm; nucleus
Molecular function (GO): mRNA binding
Source: RefSeq, a predicted model, not a curated record
UCGGAUCUGCUGGUGAAAUACACACGUCAGGAGCUGUUACCUAAGCGAGGGGGAACUGUCAGCGCAAGCACAGGGAGAGAGAGUGGGGGGAACAGAGGCAGAGGGAGGAAAAAAGGGCGAGAGAAGACAGCCGGGAGCACUUCUUUUCCCCCGCAGCCCCUCAAGUGUCGUCCUUAUAAUCGCCCUUUUCCCUCCUCCCUCCUUACAAAAAGAGGAGAUCUGUGAGCAGUGCUGAGCAGGAGGAGAACCGUAUCGCCGUUUCAGCUGGGGAGCCCGGGUAAAGUCAGCGGAGCUCUGUUCGCCGCCGGAAACGCUCGAAACGUCCCUCGCUCAAGAUGAUGAUGUAUCUGUGGGGUAAUCAGGACGCCACAGCUGCCCCUGAACCGAUGGCUCAGCCCUACGCCUCUGCCCAGUUCGCAGCCCCUCAGAACGGAAUUCCCGCUGAGUACAGCGCGCCGCACCCCCACUCCGCCCCCGAAUACACAGGCCAGACCACAGUUCCCGAACACACGCUAAACAUGUACCCCCCAGCGCAGACGCACAGCGAACAGAGCGGAGCCGACACAAACGUACAGACGGUCUCCGGCACAGCCACGCAGACAGACGAUGCAGCACAAACGGACGGCCAGCAGCAGACGCAGUCGUCCGAAAGCACGGAGAACAAGACGCAGCCCAAGCGGCUGCACGUCUCCAACAUCCCCUUCAGGUUCCGCGACCCCGACCUCAGGCAAAUGUUUGGCCAAUUUGGCAAAAUCUUAGACGUUGAAAUAAUUUUUAAUGAGCGAGGAUCUAAGGGAUUUGGUUUCGUAACUUUCGAAAAUAGUGCUGAUGCGGACAGGGCGAGGGAGAAAUUACACGGCACGGUGGUUGAAGGCCGUAAAAUAGAGGUGAAUAACGCAACAGCACGGGUAAUGACAAACAAAAAGACUGUCAAUCCCUAUGCAAACGGCUGGAAGUUGAAUCCGGUCGUGGGUGCAGUGUACAGCCCAGAGUUCUAUGCAGUGCCGGGCUUCCCAUAUCCGGCGGCGACGGCGGCCGCAGCCUACAGAGGUGCCCAUCUGAGGGGUCGAGGACGCACUGUGUACAACACGUUUCGGGCGGCGGCACCCCCUCCCCCCAUCCCCGCCUACGGAGGUGUUGUAUACCAGGAUGGAUUUUAUGGUGCAGACAUUUAUGGUGGUUACACAGCCUACAGAUAUGCCCAGCCUGCAGCUGCUACCGCUGCCGCCUAUAGUGACAGUUACGGACGAGUUUAUGCUGCCGACCCCUAUCACCACACCCUUACUCCAGCCACCUACAGCAUUGGUGCCAUGAAUGCUUUUGCACCAUUGACUGAUGCCAAGACUAGGAACCACGCGGAUGAUGUCGGCCUCGUUCUUUCUUCGUUGCAGGCUAGUAUAUAUCGAGGGGGAUACAGUCGUUUUGCGCCAUACUAAAUGAAGAAACGUAUAUGUAUGUAUGAACAUAUAUGUAUAUAUACAACAAACCUUCCAGUUGGGACAUAAAGAGAAGUUUUUUGAGGCCUGGGUAUUGCAAUACAUGCAGCUGUGCAUCAUUUUAGCGUCUCUAAGGAGAGAGGAAAAUAACUGAUAUUUUUCAUCUUAUACCUCAGAUAUUUUGUUCAGUGUAUUUUAAUAUUGUGGAUUUUAAUUUCUAAAGGUUACAUAGAUUGUUGGCUGUAGAGGUUUCCGUGGUGAUCUAGAAAGCUGCUAGAUAUUAAAAAAAAAAAAAAAAAAGAAAGAAAAACCUAAAUUCAAAUUAUUAGGGCCACAAUCAAGUGUGCUUUAUCAUGUAAAUUAUGUAUUAUAAAUAUUAAGUCCUUUGGAGUUAUCACAUUUUGUAUAUGUGUAAGUGACUAUAACGGUCAUGUUGAUUUUGAUUUUUUUGUUUUUUUUUCUUUUUUCAUUGCCUUUGAUAAUAUAUUUUGGGCCGUCUAUGGAAUCACAAAGGGAACGGGACCGGGAUGAUGUCAUGGAGUGGGCGGGGAGGGGGGGUGGGGUGCUGGUGACAGGAUGAAGGUCCAACGGAAGCUGAGCUGCGGGUUGAGAAUACCACUGUAUUGGUUGUAUUAGUCGUCUUAUAUUAUUCAUUACUCAAAGCCAAAGGUUAUGUUCCUGGGGUGUUUGACUUGUACAUUCAGAUUUUUUGCAUAGAGAACUGUCUCAGAAAACCCCCGAAGAUAUUCAUCCAGACAGUAUUUUACUGUUUAACCCUUAUCUAGUUCUAUAGUCUGAUCCUCACUAGUUUAGGCCAUUAAAGAAAGUGUUCUUUUUAUAUUAAUUCCAGUAUAUAAAUUGAUAUUAUUGCUGACUUUUAUAUUAUGGGAGAAAAAAUACAAAUAAGAUGAUAAAACCACUGUU